UUCAAAUUCUACAUCCCAAACUCACCUCAGUUAAUGACUAUGUGGGCUUCUCUAAACCAGAGACUUUUCAUUUUCCUCCUCGUGCUGCUACCAUUUAGCAGAAGAAGAAUGAGGAAGAGGAGACAGAAUUUGGGUUUUUGAAAUGGAUUUCAUGCGCUUUACCAAUUCUCUGGAGACCUGGGUGAUUGAGGGCCCCCAGGAGAGAGUAGCUAUGGAGGGCCAGUGGGAAGGAGGUGAAUCUGGAGAUUCCCUCAUGCUUUCAGGGGCCACUUUCAUGUCUAAAUCUAACGUGGGGACACUGAUGCGGUCUGAUACAGAGGAUUCUGGGGUGGAGAUCUGUUCUGAGGCUUCUCUCCCCUCCUCUCCUCCCUCUGUGUCCACGAGUAAUACAGAUAUUGAUCCUGCAGUCAGUGACGAGGAUGGAUUCCCCUCUACCUCUUCUCCAUGCUCUCCUGUCCUCUCUCUGCCAUCUUCCUGCUCCUCUUCCUCCCUGUCCCUCUGCCCCAGGGCUCAGCGGCACAGGGAGCUGGCUGCGGUCAUGCACCUAAAAUUGGAGCAGGCACUGAGGAGGGCAGACUCUGGAGACAGAGACGCUGUGCCCCGACAGCGGUGUCACACGGCUUCACUACCAUCACCUCACACAGUGACCCAUAUACAGAGGGCAAGUCACAGGUCAGGGAGUGUUGGUCUGAGGAGGACAGUCAGCCAGUCAGUAGUGGAAGAACAGGCCUCAACGGCUCUGCUGCAGCACAGAGGAGGGCUCUACCCACAUCACAAGACACUGCCUGCUCAGACAGACACAGAGAUCAGGGAGAAGGAUGUGUGUGAGGAGGAGUAUGAGGGGCUCACCCCUGGGCUGGGCUACCUGGAGCAGGUAUGCCGGAUGCUGGAGGAGAUCGCCAGGCUACAGCUACGUAACCUAGGGUUACAGGUGGAGAUGGAUGCUCUCCGGGAGCAGCAGGGGAGCCAGAAUUCAGAACGCAACCAGUGUGACUUCAAGGCUUCUGAGGAAGGCGGCCCCUCUGCCAAUGAAAGACUUGAAGUCAAAGAUUAUGAGGACUUACCCUGCCAAUCAUCUCAUAGCAAUAGUAAUGUGCAUCAGCAUUUUCGACAUAGGUCAACAUCGGACACAGUACUCAUGAUGGGACAUCUAAAGAAGGGGAUGGAAGUGUCUGGAAGGAGGUCCCGGACUAUAGACGAUCUGCUUGAGCAUGAAAAGCAGGAGAAAGAAGAAUCGGGAAAGAAAGAACAGGGAAGUAGGUCAAAGACCUGGAAGCUGAAGAUUGGCUCUCUGAGGAGGGAGACCACAGAGAAAACCAGCCAACAGAUGAAUUCAUCCGUGAAGAAAGCUAGCGGGCGUUGGUUGGGACAGCUGUUCAGGAGCAGGAAAGCUGUGCCAGAAUGAGAAGAGCAGAAUGUUCCAACAUUACAGUCAUUGGUAACAUUCCUCCUCUAAGACUUGGAGAAUGAGGACAUAUACUGUAGCACUUUUUACAUAAAGCUGUGGAUGAAUAGGACAUUUUAAAACGUUUUCUCCUCUCAAGGGUUUUUACAUGACAUCUGUUUAAGCAGUAAGGCCCGAGGGGGUGUGGUAUAUGGUCAAUAUACCAUGGCUAAGGGCUGUUCUUAUGUAUGACGCUACGUUGAGUGCCUGGAUACAGGCCUUAGCCAUGGUAUAUUAGCCAUAUAUUACAAACC
Messenger RNA from Oncorhynchus gorbuscha (pink salmon), 1698 nucleotides. RefSeq lists its product as uncharacterized. The coding region runs from base 143 to 1405 and encodes 420 amino acids. The transcript is spliced from 6 exons. Lineage: Eukaryota; Metazoa; Chordata; Actinopteri; Salmoniformes; Salmonidae. The record is from RefSeq and is a predicted model, not a curated record.